AAUGAUAAAUAAAUAUUAAUGCUAAUUAAUAGUAUACUAGCAGUACAGAAAUAUAGAGAGGGAUAUAAAGCUGGCAAAGAAGAGUGUGAGAAGGGAGAAAAAGGGCACCGAAGAAUGAACCAGCACCAACACCAUCAUCAUCCACACCUCCAACUCCAACACUGUCUACUUGUAGUCGCUGCUUCUUCUUCUGCUUCUGCUUCUACUUCUACUAGUACUACUACUCCACCACAGUUUGCUUAUUCUUUGUCAGUAGCAGAUAACGAAGCAACACAGAGAUGGGAAAUUGCGGUACCAGAGAGGAAUCUGCAGUGGUAACCCAUGCUCAAGUUCAGCAGCUCAACAUGUUAUCGUCUUUGCCUGUGAAGAACGGUGAGAAGAAGCAGAAUCACAAUCGCUCUAUAUCAGAUCUGAGCGAUCCCUCAACCCCUAGAAACUUUGAGGACUCGAGAAAGAACGCCUUGCUUUAUACCCAUGUCAUUGCCUUUACUCUUUACGAGCUGGAGACAAUCACCAAGAGCUUUCGUUCGGAUUACAUUCUAGGUGAAGGAGGAUUUGGAACUGUGUACAAGGGUUACAUUGAUGAGAAUGUCAGAGUUGGUCUUAAGUCGCUUCCUGUUGCUGUUAAGGUUCUCAACAAAGAGGGUCUUCAGGGACAUCGAGAAUGGCUUACUGAGGUCAACUUUCUCGGGCAGCUUAGGCACCCAAAUUUGGUCAAGUUGAUUGGAUAUUGUUGCGAGGACGAUCAUAGGUUGCUUGUCUACGAGUUCAUGUUCCGAGGAAGCCUUGAGAAUCACUUGUUCCGAAAGGCAACAAUCCCGUUAUCCUGGGCGACAAGAAUGAUGAUUGCUCUUGGAGCUGCCAAAGGGCUGGCUUUUCUUCACAAUGCUGAAAGGCCAGUUAUCUAUCGGGACUUCAAAACCUCUAAUAUAUUACUGGACUCUGAUUAUACAGCCAAGCUUUCUGAUUUUGGUCUUGCUAAAGCUGGACCUCAAGGGGAUGAGACCCAUGUAUCUACUCGAGUAAUGGGUACUUAUGGUUAUGCAGCACCAGAAUAUGUGAUGACUGGGCACCUGACUGCAAGGAGUGAUGUGUAUAGCUUUGGAGUUGUUCUUCUGGAGCUUUUGACAGGAAGGAGGUCUGUUGACAAAACAAGACCAAGCAAGGAACAGAACUUGGUAGAUUGGGCUCGGCCAAAACUGAAUGACAAGAGAAGGCUGCUUCAAAUAAUAGACCCUCGGUUGGAGAAUCAGUACUCAGUAAGGGCUGCCCAGAAAGCCUGCAGCUUGGCAUACUAUUGUCUGAGCCAAAAUCCCAAAGCAAGGCCAUUAAUGAGUGAUGUUGUUGAAACUUUAGAACCCCUGCAAAGUUGUAAUGAUGCAAAUGAAGUGUCAUCAUCAUCACUAACUGGUGUGGCUCGUCAGUUUGCUGUAAGUGCAAUCCCUGAUCACCGGAUGCGCCGCAGAUUUGCGAAUAAUGUGGGUCCUGGUUCUAGUUGUCGAUCUCCUAACCCAAAUUGUUCUCCUGGAGCUCCUGCAGCAUGCAGGGUUAGAUGAGAAAUGCAGCGCAAUAUGUAUACUUGUUUGGUGUGCGUUUUUUCCUCCCCAGAACUCCAUUCUGAAAUGACAAAAUUUGCUUGUUUACAUGGUUUCACUGCCUCAUCUAUGUCAAUAUACAUGGUUUCAUGGUGAUCCCAAAAACCAUUGUUAAUUAUUUUCUACAACUGGGUGCUGGUAUUUAUGUUGUGGUUAUGCUUUGCCAUAUGAAAAACUAGCUUACCAUUUUGACAUGUAGUUAUAGCUCUGCUGGUGGAAGCCAAAGAGACCCACUCAAUUCUGUGUUGAUCUGUAUUGUUCCUCUUUAAUGUUAUUUGCACUCGUUCCUUGUAUCGGUUACACACAUAAAAGCAUAAUUGUAUGUAUGUGUUGGUAUAUAUAUAUGGUAAUGAUACCUUUUUGAGUUUCUCAAAA
This is a messenger RNA of Ziziphus jujuba (common jujube), 1970 nucleotides long. Its product is annotated as probable serine/threonine-protein kinase PBL8. Lineage: Eukaryota; Viridiplantae; Streptophyta; Magnoliopsida; Rosales; Rhamnaceae. Gene Ontology annotation, biological process: protein phosphorylation. The transcript is spliced from 6 exons. Gene Ontology annotation, molecular function: ATP binding; protein kinase activity. Bases 279 to 1556 code for a protein of 425 amino acids. The record is from RefSeq and is a predicted model, not a curated record.